CUCAAUCAUGGACCAGAUCGCAACCAAUUCAACCAAAGAACACUGUGGCUUGUCUGAAAUGCCAGCGCGUCCAUUUUUCAUAACUGUAUAUGCAGUCAUUUUUGUGGCAAGCCUAAUGCUCAACAGCAUUGCCAUUUACGUGUAUUUUUUUAAAGUUACAACUCAGUCCAGCAUCACAGUCUAUCUGAAGAAUCUGGCAAUAGCUGACUUGUUUGUCUGCCUGUGUCUGAUAUUACGCAUUGUUAAGUAUGCUAGCCCUUCAGAGGGAUUUCAAAAUAUAUACUGUAAUUUUGGAUCGCCAGCUUCUUACCUCAACAUGUACUCCAGUAUUCUCUUCAUGGGCUACAUUGCUGCAAACAGAUAUAUGAGAAUUGUGCGGCCACAGGAGGCUCACAGGUUACAAACGGUCCGCUCGACCUGCUACAUCUGCGCCGUGACCUGGGCUGCUUUGCUGGGAUUUAAUUUGGUCUACAUUGCUGCUUUCAUCAUUACUGAUAAAGAACAUCCUGCCGACAGUGGUUUUGACUGUGAAAGCUUUCAUAACAACUUGGUCAAACAGAUCCACCUGGUCAUGCAGAUCACUGCCUUUUUAGGCUUUUUGUGUGUGCUGGUGUCCCUCAUUCUGUUUUAUUGGUGGAACGUACAGAAGCUUCAGCAAGCUCAACGCACUAUGCCGGAACAGCCUGGUAACAAUAAGCUUAGCAAGUCCAAACGUAACAUGCGGGUUCUAGUGGUCAUAUUCUGUGUGUGCUUUGUGCCGUAUCACCUGGUAAGACUGCCAUAUGUGUUUAUUAAUCCCUUGCUGCAUGACUGCACCACAGCUCAGGUUUUCCACAUCCUAAAAGAGCUAACUGUCCUACUUGCAGUACUAAAUGCUUCUUUGGAUCCGAUAAUUUACUUUGUUUUUUGCAAGACCUUCAGGAGCCAUCUUAACCUCCAAAGAUUUUGCAGAUCAGAAUGA
Molecule: messenger RNA, 961 nt
Organism: Danio aesculapii
Lineage: Eukaryota; Metazoa; Chordata; Actinopteri; Cypriniformes; Danionidae
Product: G-protein coupled receptor 87-like
Exons: 2
Coding region: 8-961 (317 amino acids)
Biological process (GO): G protein-coupled receptor signaling pathway
Cellular component (GO): membrane
Molecular function (GO): G protein-coupled purinergic nucleotide receptor activity
Source: RefSeq, a predicted model, not a curated record